Molecule: messenger RNA, 4260 nt
Organism: Chara braunii
Lineage: Eukaryota; Viridiplantae; Streptophyta; Charophyceae; Charales; Characeae
Source: the annotation of a GenBank genome assembly
CAGUAAGACUUUCUUCAAUGAGUUUGGACGUCAUGACGCCGAGAUACUCCUGGGAAGUUGCAGUGCCACGGCAAUGCGCAAUGUCCACGAACGAGGGAGUCGUCUGGAGUAUCUCUGCUGGAGAAUAUGGCAUCUCACACGAAAAAAGAAGCAGUUGGAAUGGGAAGAGGCACACCGACUUGCAAGUCAGCACCUCGCCAAAGAGAGAGACUCGGAAGUGAAAUAUCACGAUUAUGCUGGGCCGCUUGCUGGGAUGGGCACUGAUGAGGAGCUGGAUGACGAAGUUCCACCACUUCCUGAAGGUGUUCAGAUGGACAAGGAUAUAUGGGGAGAGCAACAUGAAAAGAAACUCUACAUUGUGUUGAUAAGUAUGCAUGGGCUAAUUCGUGGCGAAUCCAUGGAGCUAGGCCGGGACCCUGACACAGGUGGUCAGGUGAAGUACGUCGUGGAGUUUGCUCGUGCUUUAGCGUCCAUGCCACAAGUUUACCGUGUGGACCUCUUAACUCGGCAGGUCUGUUCACCGGAAGUUCAUUGGACAUACAGCCAACCUGUGGAAAUGCUCACAGCAGCCACGUAUGAUCCUGAUGGGGGUUUGGGAGAGAGCAGUGGUGCGUACAUCGUCAGAAUCCCAUGCGGGCCUCGUGAUCAGUACAUCCGCAAGGAACUUCUGUGGCCGUAUGUUCAGGAGUUCGUUGAUGGAGCGUUGGCUCAUAUCACCCAUAUGGUGCAUGUGCUUGCCGACCAGGUUGGCGGCGGCGAGUUGGUGUGGCCUUACGUCAUCCAUGGCCAUUACGCGGACGCUGGGGAUUGUGCGGCGCUCUUGUCUGGCGCACUGAACGUGCCGAUGGUAAUGACAGGACAUUCGCUGGGUCGGAACAAGCUCGAGCAGUUAGUGAAGCAGGGACGGAUGACAAAGGAACAGAUCAAUGCAAACUACAACAUAUCGCGCCGGAUAGAGGCAGAAGAGUUCUGCCUCGAUUCUGCAGAACUUGUCGUGACGAGCACCAGGCAGGAAAUCCUGUCACAAUGGGGUCUGUAUGAUGGGUACAACCGGAAGCUGGAGAUGGCCUUCAGAGCACGGAUGCGGAGAGGCUCAAGCUGUCAUGGUCGCUUCAUGCCGAGGACUACAGUUAUCCCACCCGGAAUGGACUUCAGCAACAUCACACCUCCAGAUCCAGACGAUGACGAAGAACUACUACCUGUGGCAUCAGGGAUAACAACUUUUGGACCACCACUACCGAAUGAUCCUCCCAUAUGGGCUGAAAUUAACAGGUUUUUUACCAAUCCCCACAAGCCAAUGGUUCUAGCACUUGCCCGUCCUGACCCGAAGAAGAACCUGGCUGCACUUGUGCGCGCUUUUGGAGAGUGUCGUCCCCUCCGUGAGCUUGCCAAUCUGACUCUGAUCAUGGGUAACAGGGACACAAUUGAUGAGAUGGCCCCCAGCAGUACAAAUGUGCUAACGCUGGUACUGAAGCUGAUUGACAAGUAUGAUCUCUACGGCACAGUGUCCUAUCCGAAGCACCAUACGCAGCGUGACGUCCCAGAGAUAUAUCGACUUGCAGCCAAGACCAAGGCUGCUGCUCAUGGACUGCCAAUGGUGGCAACUCAAAAUGGAGGUCCUGUUGACAUUCAGAAGAUGCUAGGUAAUGGUCUUCUGGUUGAUCCACAUGAUUUCAAGAGCAUGGCGGACGCGCUGCUGAAACUUGUGUCGGACCGGAACCUGUGGAGGGAAUGCCGGCGGAAUGGCCUGAAGAACAUAUGCUGCUAUUCGUGGCCGUCGCAUUGUAUGACGUACUUCACGAAGGUGGCUGGCUGCCGGCAGCGACAUCCUCAAUGGAAGAGUGACGCUAAAGAGCAUCCGGACGUAGACGACGAAUACGACGAACGUGAGGAGGAGCAUUUCAAUACUAGUGGGUCAGCAGAGAUGGAGUCGCUUCUGAUUUCCAUGGACGAGGAGGGCGCCUCUCGUAUUCUCGCAUUCACGAGCUCCGGAGAUUCCGACAGCAAGCUGUACAUGUCCGGUGAGAAAGGAGAUAAGGUCCCAUUUUGGAAACGGGGACGAGGAGGGCAGUCUGGGGUGUUACGCACCAUGGUGGAGGAGGGUGAAGGUGGGGGCUCGGCAAAACCAGCACUGACCGUGCCCGGCCCCAUCAGCAGGGCGGUGGAUGCGUCAGACCUGGCACCAGGCACUGUCCUCAGAAGCCGGAAACGGCUUCUGAUCUUUGCCAUCGACAGCUACUACGAGGACGGGCGGCCGACGGAUUCUAUUGUCCGUGCUCUGAGGAGAGCGAUAAGCGUUGCUGGGAUUAUGGGAAGAUCGGCGAGGGGAGGAGUUGGCUUUGGCGUCUCGACUGCCAUGAAUGUUCAAGAAAUAACUGCAUUGCUUGAGAGCGGUGGCAUUCCGCCGCGGACUCUGGACGUUGUCAUUGCGGGUGGGGGUAGUGGGAUGUUUUACCCCGUGUUGGGACGCGAGGAUGGAAGUGGUAGCAAUGCAGGUUCGGGGAAAACCACGAAGGCAACGAAGAAAUUCACCCGCGACGAGGACUACCCCUCGCAUAUCGAGUACAGGUGGGGAGGAGAUGGUCUCCGGAGAACAAUGGCACGCUUCCUCGUUCAGAGGACCCGAGAUGGAGCACUAAUCGAAGAAGAGGUGGCCAGCGGGCGUGCAAACAAGUGGCUGGAAGAAGAUGUGGCUCGAUGCACACCCUACCGUCUUGCCUACAAAGUUGCUAAUACUGCACAGGUAGAGGCAAGAGGCUUUGACGAAGUCGCGGUGGGGGACAUGCUUGGCUACGUUGCUAAGGUGGCGCGCGAGUUUGUCUCGCAACGGUACGAAGAAAACAACGCACCGUUGCUCUACUUUCGCAUUCAGAUUGGGCAAGCGGCCUGCAACGCUUUGCUAGAUUGCGGCGCAACUCGCAACUUCAUCAGCCAGUCCUUCAUGACUCGGGCUGGCCUUGGCGCACAAGUACGGAGGAAGUCACAUCCGACGACGGUCGCUCUUGCCGACGGUAAGACAAAACAGCUUUUAGACCGUUACAUCUCGGCUGUCCCGGUGUACUUCGCACUGCACGCAUCUGAACCUGUCACUUUUGAUGUGUUGGACACCGACUUCGAUGUCAUUUUGGGGAUGCCUUGGCUUUCUAGCGCGGACCACACGGUCAAUUUCCAUCGACGCACGCUCACGAUUCGUGAUGCAACUGGCGCCGAGGUCCCGUGUACUAUUCCUCCUCGCUCUUCCAUUAGGUGCCAAGUCGUGAGUGCCAAAUCUUUUCGAGACACAUGCCGUUCUGAGCAUGUCGAAGAGAUUGGCAUCGCUUUGCUUCGAACUGUCCCGACGACCGAUUCAUCGUCCACAGAAGUGUCUUCCGACCCCCGUGUGACCCGGUUGUUAGACGAGUUCUCGGAUGUUUUUGAGACACCCUCCGGUAUAGUGCCGGACCGGCCAAUCGCUCACGAGAUCAUACUUGAGGCCGGCGCCGUGCCACCGAAAGGAUGCAUUUAUCGCAUGUCCGAGGAGGAGCUCACGGUUCUCUGUGCGCAACUCGACGAUCUACUGGACAAGGGUUGGAUCCGCCCUAGCAGCUCACCUUACGGUGCGCCCGUUCUCUUCGUUCGGAAGAAGAACAAGGACCUUCGACUUUGCAUUGACUACCGACGCCUCAACGCGCAAACCAUCAAGAACGCGGGGCCUCUACCUCGCAUUGACGAUUUGCUUGAGCGGUUGGGCGGCGCCAAGUACUUUUCGAAGUUGGACCUUAAGUCGGGCUACCAUCAGAUUUCCAUCCGCUCGCAAGAUCGGUACAAAACCGCGUUUAAGACGCGAUAUGGGCAUUUUGAGUGGGUAGUUAUGCCUUUUGGCCUCACCAAUGCCCAGUUCGGACACAGAAGAUAUCUGUGUGUGCGCUGGGGUUAUGAUAAAUCGAACAUGAUCGUCGUAACUGGCCACGGUGGCGAUUCCGACUUUCCCGAGCUCCCCGGUGGCCUCCACAAGACUGUGCUUGUGGGAGACGCGUACCCGAACAUUGUGAAAAGUGGCCUGAUCCAUUCUGGUCUGACGUCGGUGGAUGGGAAGCUUGCAGACAAGCCAAAUGUUAUCGUCAUGGAUCCUGAAAAGGGGCCCGAAGCCGUAGGGGAAGCACUGAUAACCCUUCAAGUUGGCAGCAUGUGAAGUAUGUGUCGGAUUGUGUCCCCUUUGAAAAAAGUUGAAAGUUUUUUUUUGAUUUGUUUUUGUCGCUUUCAAGUUUCAAUGUUUAACGA